Messenger RNA from Tachysurus vachellii, 3304 nucleotides. It is a transcript of the gene cldnd1b, whose product is annotated as claudin domain containing 1b. The record is from RefSeq and is a predicted model, not a curated record. Bases 210 to 950 code for a protein of 246 amino acids. The transcript is spliced from 5 exons. Gene Ontology annotation, cellular component: membrane. Lineage: Eukaryota; Metazoa; Chordata; Actinopteri; Siluriformes; Bagridae.
GUCGUUGGUGUGGUCAGAGUGAAACCGGAAGCGGACAGACACUAACCCUGAGGCGAUCAGUCCAUGUCAAGACUCCUGGAGAAGAAGAGUAGAGUGAUACGCUGAUUAUUCCUGACGUUACCAUGACACAGUGAUAUUUAAUUACACUGUAUUAAAUUGACAAAUUAUAUUAAAGUGUGUGUGUUAGAGCAUCAUACAGGAGCAUAAACAUGGUGGAUAACCGCUACGCCACGGCGUUAGUGAUCGGCUCUGUGCUGAGCCUGUUGGCCAGUGUAUACCUCUCUGUGGCUGUCGGGACUCAGCACUGGUACCAGUACCGCAGUCCGCCACCCAGCAACGACGCUAACAACGGCUCAGACCUGCAGAAACUGAGGGAGGACUUCAUGGGUGAAGAUGUGAUGGAGGUGCAGUACAGUGAAGCUCUGUUCCGUAUCAACGGCUCUCUGGGGCUGUGGUGGCGCUGCAUCCUCAUGUCUAAGCCUGACUAUAAGGUGGUGUCUGAAUGUAAGGCCUUUACUUUAGCUCAGCAGUUUGAAGUCAAGUCCAAACAUCCAAAUAACAGCAGCAGUGAGGAGGAUUUUCUGCGCACAGCUCUGUGGCGAUGUCGCUUCGUCUUCCCACUAGUGUCUCUCGGCUUGGUGUUUCUGGCAGCUCUAGUUGGAGUGUGUGCUUGUCUCUGUCGCAGCCUCACACCCACACUGUUCGUAGGACUGUUGCACCUACUGGCAGGUUUGUGCUCUCUGGCGACGGUGUGCUGUUUCCUGGCAGGAGUGGAUCUGCUGCACCAAGUGUUGGAGUGGCCUGAGGGUGUGGCCUCAUCUCUGGGCUGGUCCCUCUACCUGGCUCUGGUCUCCUUCCCACUGCAGAUGAUGGCUGCUGCUCUGUUCAUAUGGGCUGCCAGGAGCCACCGCAAGAACUACACUCGCAUUACUGCUUACAGGGUGGCGUAAUUCACACAGUGUCACCUCACGACUAGAGAACUGCAACACAGCUUCCACAUACAUCACAUACACAACUCACCUCAGGAGUCGCCUGAGAAAUCACAUGAACUGUAUUCUGAAGUCAUCUUAGGAGUCACCUGAUGAGUUAUCAGUGGAGGAACCUGAGGAACCCCCUCAGGGGUCACCUUAGUAACCACAUAAAGCCUAACCUAAGGAGUUACUUUAGUGAUGAACUACUGAGGCUUUAUAACAGGGUUUCCGCGGGGUCAUAAAAAGUCAUAAAUUUAACAAUAAGAAUUUAAGGCCAUAAAAAGACAUAAAAACGUCCGGUUUUUCCAUACAAGGUCAUAAAAAACAUUUAGCCACGUCUUAAAUUGAUAUGCUCGUCCAUUAAUUUGUUCUUCAAUCAAAAAGCGCUCACAGCAGCAAUGGCAUUCAUUUGUUUCGCCUGUUGUAGUUCUGUAUGAGGAAUCUGGGUGGUAUCACACUUGUAUCACAGCGUUCCAGAACUACAAGGUCCAUGCGGCAGCAUACAGACUUGUCGGAAGGACUUUCACAGAAACCCGCAUGAACUCCGAACAUACUGUAUCAUACUGAGUCACUGCUUAGUUUAAUUCAAAUCAUCCUGGCUAUCACAAUGGGAAAAUGUACCUUUAACGAUCUUGGAUCGAAGACGGUACGUUUAGUAGCUGGCUCAAACCCGUCGCUAACAAUCGGUAUCAAGCCUAUUGCACUCUGUGUAAGAAGACGUUGGAGCUGUCUAGUUUAGGCAUAAAAGCCUUGAAGUCGCAUGCAAAGUCAGAAAAGCAUAUCGUUGCUGUAAAAGGCCUGCAGCUUGUGCAGGCGAUCCGUCAGUUUUGUUCGGCUCCGUCACUAACGUUACCCGGUCCAAGUACAGCGCAGGAUUCCGUUUCUGUCGCAUCCAGUGCCACACACAGUGGUUUCGGAUCAACCUCCACACUGAAAGCGGAGGUCCUGUGGGUGUUGAAUACUGUGACCAAACACCAGUCGUACAACGGGAACGAGGAUAUUGCCGAACUUUUCCGAACAAUGUUCCAAGACUCUGACAUAGCCAAAACAUUUACAUGAGGGAAAGAUAAGACCUCAUUAAGCCUCUUAAGUAAGAAAUAAUAGAAUUACUCUUUAAAUAAUAAAACUUGUUACUUUCAAUGAAAGUCAAUAAUAAAGACUUUUGAAAGGAAUUUUAAUGACUGAAGUUAUUUAUCGUAAUUCGUGUAGGUCAUAAAUUUAAAUCAUAAUGGUCAUAAAAAGGUCUUAAAAAGUCUUAAAUUUGUCUGAUUAAACCCUGCAGAAACCCUGUAUAAUGUGUUUAUAAUCUCCUUAUUACUGCCUUAUUCACCACUAAACACCAUCAUACAGCAGAAUCCCCAACACCACUACACAGAACACCAUGUUCUUCAAUCCCAUCACAGAAUAAAGUAUGUAAAAGUGUUUUUAAGACUAAUAUUUAUAGAAUUUUAGUUAAAGCAAAAAUCUGGAAUGAUAUUGUUUCAUCUUUUAAAGUCUCUGUGAUGUUUUUCUGGCCCUGAAAAUAAGCUCUGCCCCUUGAUGGUGGAAAAUGAGCUAAAAAAAAGAAUUAACUCACAUUUCUUGUGAUGCAAAGAGUGUUUGAUAUAGACAGCAGUUAUAUCACAACAAUAUCAGUAAUUCUGUAUGAUGUACAGAACGGUACCGAGUCUCUUCAUGCUCCAGUUUUAUUUUUACUGCUGUGAUUUUUAACUGAAAUGAACUUGACACAGAGUUUGUGGACUGCAGUAGUGGUUCAUGACGAGUCCAGUAGCAACAUUGGGAAAAAUAUUCAGCUGAAUUCAUUUCCUGUGUUCGUUGUGAAUCCUCUUAGUUUUGUCUACUUUACUGCAGUAUAUUCAAUAAAGUCUGUAUUUACGAUGUCAGUACGUCUGUAACAUAAAUCAUUUUUAAUGCAGUAAUUUAAGAGGUGCUUUAACCACUGAAGCCUUUUACUGCUUUUCUUUCUCACAGUCUUCAUUACAGCCAGAACCUGAUUUAUUUCUUUAGAUCUCAGAUCAGAAAUCUGAGGGUUUCUUACAGCUCACAUCAUCACUUCAAGGCUGUAUCAUGGCUUUUGUCUGUAUAUGGGUUUUUAGUUUGCAUCAUAUGACUCAUGUUGUUUAACUUUCGCUCAAAUGACUCUUAAAGCUGAAGCAGUAGAUUAACGCUGAGUUUAAACAGAUACCUCACCGUCACCAUGAGACUCCAGGACACUUCACUGUGACAUUAUAAUGCUGUCCAGAUUACUGUCUGUGUCUUUUAGGGUUUUAUACAUGUUUUUAUAUUCCAACAUUUACAAUGUGUGAUCACAAUAAAUGUCAAUCCAAGUGGAA